Molecule: messenger RNA, 1080 nt
Organism: Cucumis melo (muskmelon)
Lineage: Eukaryota; Viridiplantae; Streptophyta; Magnoliopsida; Cucurbitales; Cucurbitaceae
Product: mavicyanin-like
Exons: 2
Coding region: 216-773 (185 amino acids)
Cellular component (GO): plasma membrane
Molecular function (GO): electron transfer activity
Source: RefSeq, a predicted model, not a curated record
GUAACAAUUCUCAACAACCAACUUUAUUCUCGAUUUGGGAGUAGAUUCCAAACUUUGAUUGACCCUUUCUUUCUUCAAUAACUAAAAAGAAAAACAAAGAAAGCCUACUUGUUUGGUUUCUACUCUCACACUCUAUCACACUUCACUUCACAUCCACAAUUUCUUCUUCAUCUCUCUAAUAUCUCUCUCUCUCUCUCUCUCUCUCCCUCCCCUCCAUGGGUUCUGUGAAGAUGCCUUCCCCGUUCUUCUGGAUCUCCACAAUGGCGCUUUUUACACUGUCGGUAGCUGCUACCGUCCACCAAGUAGGCGACUCUUCCGGUUGGACCACUCUCAUCCCCGUCGAUUAUGCCAAAUGGGCUUCUUCCCAAAAAUUCCAUGUCGGCGACUCUCUUCUGUUUAAAUACAACAACACGUUCCACAAUGUACUACAAGUGACUCAAGAACAGUUCAAAGCUUGCAACUCAUCUUCUCCGGCGGCGUCGUACAACUCCGGCGCAGAUUCCAUCCCUUUGAAAAGACCUGGAACCUUCUAUUUCCUCUGUGGCUUUCCAGGGCACUGUCAAUUGGGGCAGAAAGUGGAAGUCAAAGUUACUUCAGCUUCAUCCUCUCAUUUACCUGCUCCCUCACCAAGCCCAGGCCCAAGCCCAAGCCCAAUGGGCGGCCCAUCUGCAUCUGCUCCCACCCCAAGUGCUGCUUCUACUCCCUCCUCCUACUUCUUCUCUAUGCUUUGCCUCUCUUUGGAAUUUGCUUUGUUGUACUUUGUGGUUGUUUGAAUUUCAAUGCUUCUUCCACUUGCUGUGUUGUUUGUUCUAGCUUUAUAUUAUUGUACUUUGAAUGUUGGAGCAAGUUCUAAAUGUUGUUGUUUCUUGUUUGUAUCAUCAUGCUAUGUAUUUCGCACCUAAUUUGCUUGUUUGAUGUUACUUGUUACCCAUUUGCUUUUUAGACUGAAUCAACUGUUGUAUAAGCACUUCAAAGACUGUGUAGCUCAAAUCUCAUCUAGAGCCGAUUACGAUGGAGUUUACUAUAAUGUUAUAAUGUAAUAAGGAUUACUAAGAAUAGAAAUACUAUGUUUGAAGUGCA